Molecule: messenger RNA, 1118 nt
Organism: Sceloporus undulatus (fence lizard)
Lineage: Eukaryota; Metazoa; Chordata; Lepidosauria; Squamata; Phrynosomatidae
Product: sulfotransferase 2B1-like
Exons: 7
Coding region: 170-1030 (286 amino acids)
Biological process (GO): sulfation
Cellular component (GO): cytoplasm
Molecular function (GO): sulfotransferase activity
Source: RefSeq, a predicted model, not a curated record
AUGGGAGUGUUGCUGCCCUGGUUGUUAAGGAUUUUAUUGGCUAAGGUUUAUUGAUCAGGUGGCAUACUCCUGCAAUACAACAGAGAAAGAGAGACUAAAGGUCAUACGCAGUCGACUGCGGAGUGUGAGACAAGCAGGCGCACAAAUUUUGAGUUUGUCCGUAUCAGAUAUGACAUAUUUCACCUACAAGGGGAUCUUGUUCCCCACAGUGGGAUCUUCAGUGGAAACACUGAACUAUGUGGAAAAUGAGUUCCAGCUGUUGGAUGAUGAUAUAGUGACUGUCACAUAUCCAAAGUCAGGUACCAAUUGGAUGCUGGAGAUCUUGGGUUUGAUUCAGCACAGUGGGGACCCAUCAUGGAUUUCCAGUAUCCCAGUGUGGGAUCGGUCACCAUGGAUUGAGAUGUCUGACUGCCUGGACACAGCCCUGAAAUACCCUCCACCCAGGUUCCUCACUUCUCACCUACCAAUCCAGCACUUCCCUAAAUCUUUUCACCACUCCAAGGCCAAGGUCAUCUAUGUAUUGCGUAACCCCAAAGAUGUGCUGGUCUCAAACUACCACUUUUCCAAGUCAUUUAAAGGAUUCCAGGACCCUGGGACUAUGGAAGAAUUCUUGGAAAAGUUCCUGACUGGGAAUGUUGCAUUUGGUUCCUGGUUUGAUCAUGUGAGAGGCUGGAUGGAGCUGAAAGACAGACCUAACUUCUUUUUGGUUACCUAUGAAGAGCUACAACAGAAUCCCCAAGACAGUGUCAAGAGGCUUUGCCACAUCCUUGGAAAAGACCUGAAUAGUCAGCAAAUAGACUCUGUGCUGGAAAAUGCCUCUUUCCAGAAGAUGAAGGAAAACAGCAUGUCCAACUUCUCCCUAUUGUCACAGGAAUUUUUCGAUCACAAGAAAGGAAAGUUCAUGAGGAAAGGGAUUUCUGGGGACUGGAAGAACCACCUGACAGUGGCACAGAAUGAAUACUUUGACCGCGUUUAUCAGGAGAAAAUGCAGGGUGUGAACAUUACUUCCUAUGGGACUGAAGAAUGCUAGACUGCUCCACCUGCUGUUCUGUACACAAACAUUUUAUCUCUCCAAAGUCUCUGAGAGUCAAUGUAUUAAAUAAAAGAAGCCGGUUGAA